Helianthus annuus (common sunflower) is the source of this 2153-nucleotide messenger RNA. RefSeq lists its product as uncharacterized. Lineage: Eukaryota; Viridiplantae; Streptophyta; Magnoliopsida; Asterales; Asteraceae. The coding region runs from base 87 to 1973 and encodes 628 amino acids. The transcript has 13 exons. The record is from RefSeq and is a predicted model, not a curated record.
ACUGAAUUAAUAUUAACCGUAUUCGCACCUCAUUUUCUAGUCCGCCAACAAACGUAACUAGGGUUUGGGACUGCAAAGUAUUAUCGAUGGGCAUGGAGGUUGAUGAUCCGUUUGUUGGAUUCGUAGAUUACGCGAUAUCUGUAUUAUCCCCCCCAGAUGAAGAUGAAGAUGAAGAUGCGAAUAAACCGCCGUGGAGCUGGGCUUGGGGUCGGAUCAUCAAGACUUGUAGAGCUUAUUCAAGUGGAGUCACCCCGGCCAUCCUCCUCUCUGAACUCUCGCAGGCAUGGGCUGAGAAUCAAAGAGGUGGUGGGUAUUAUUAUUCACAGAAGAAGAAGAAGACGAAAAGACCAGAUCAGUUGCAGAAGAACAGAGUAAAGCUUCCCAACACAGUUACCAUUGAUACAAUCUAUGACAAGAAUUUCUUGUCUUUCACAACUCUUCUUCAGGUUGUCAUACUUGAUGUUUUUCUUCUUCCAGGGACAAAUUUUUACAUGCUUACCUUGGGAGAUUUUUGGAGCUCCAAUACCAUUGAUCUUUAUCUUCAUCGCAGGUUCUACGACUUGGCUGACCUUAAAAAUGGGAUCCUGAAGAAAGGAAGAGAGCUUUUGCUUACAGGAUGUUAUCUUCGCACAACCACUCGUGGAUCUGGUCGUCACCUACGACUUCUACCAACAGAAUAUUUACUCAUAAUCUUAGAUGAGGAUGAAGACGAUGAUGCAAUGCUGCUUGCAGCACAGUUCUGCUCUGAUUCUUUGGCUUCCGUUUCUGUUGAUGAAGGAGUCUCCUAUUCUUUAUAUGCUAGGAUUGAAUCCAUUGGAUCUUUAGAGAUUCAGGGUAGCCUGCAGAAGAAACAAAUUACUCUUGUAGAUAACGAUAAUUUCAGGAUUAAAUUUUUACUAUGGGGUGACCAGGUCGUGCUUGCCAAUUGUUUCAGUGUAGGAAGCUGGCUAGCUCUAGAUCAACCGUUUGUUUCAAGUUGUAUGGAAAGUGAAGAGAUAUGUCUUGAAUACGGGAGUGUCACUCAGCUGUAUAUAGUGCCUUUCAUUCGCCAUGAGGAACAGGUAUCUGUAGCAUCAACUCAAGGAUCAAAAAAGUUGACUACAGCUGCUGACUCAAGUCAAGGACCUAAAGUUUCCCAAGUCACUUUGCCAUGUGAUUCUCGCGGAGCCAUUGACUUCAGUAACUACCCUUUUAGACUGUUUGUGGCUGAUCUUCGAGACAAGAUGAGUAACAUAAGCAUCUACGGUGUGGUUACAGAUAUUAAGAAACCAAAUAUUCCAGAGUCAUCAUCCACCAGAUUCUCCUUGAGAGUUGAAGAUCCAACUGGAGGAAUUUGGGCCAACCUGCAUUUUGUCAAAUCUUGGUCAUUGGGGAAAAUAAGCAUCGGUCACACGGUAUACAUUGCUGGCUUGACAUGCGCUGCUAUCACCAAAUGCCAGAGCAUUGAAGUUUCAUGGGAUGAGAAAGAUGGUGGAUGUUUGUUUGUUAACCUGAGUUGCUUACCAGCCUUGCUAAAUUCUUCAUGCCUUCACAAGGCGUCUACACUUUCAGAUCUGUCCGCCAACACACAUGUGUGUCGAAUUUGGCUAGACCAGAUUGAACAUUGUGAUGUAAGUUUAAGGUAUUUUCACACAUCAUGUGGACAUAUUGCUACACAGAAUAGUGGGUUUGAAUGCAACUUCUGCGGUUGUGAUUGCAACGAUGACAUUGUUCCUGGUUUCCAUUUGAAAGUGACGAUUGCAGAUGAUACUGGGAAAGUGUUAGCAUGGUGCACAGGUCAUACGGCUGCUGAGCUGCUGCAAAUAUCUCCUGAUGAAUUUUUUAAUUUGCCUGAGGAAGAGCAAAUGAUGUAUCCGUCUUCUCUGGAGCAUGAGAGGUUCAUCGUUGCGCUUGUUAAUAGCAAACAGGGAACAGUGGUGGAAGAGGAUGAUGUAUCGAUUUGGGAAAUCACUCAGGCCUUGAAGUCUGACUAAAAUAUGAAUGUCUUUAUUUUUUUUACUUGUAUCUCAUGUAAAAGAAAAUUAUGAUAUAAUUGUUAGCAUCUCAUGUUGGUUUACCUGAAAGGUGAAUGUUUUCAUUAAUCUACUCACGAAAAAGCAGGUAUGUCAAUGGCAUGACUAUGUUUAAUAAAAAGUGAGAAUUCAUAAAGCCAA